AUUUAUCAUCUAAAUGAGAACACACUCUUACAUAAAAGUGAAAAAGAAAUAAAGCAAAAAACAACAAAAAAAAAAAAGAGAGAAUGAAAGGAGCGUAGUAGAAUAAAGCAAAAGUGAAGGUCUUUCUCAUACACGGAUCCCCAUAGAAUGAAGGCCUAGCAUUGCUUGCUGGAAUACAUUCUUUUUGUUUAGUUUAAAGGAACUUCCUUUGUUCCCUAUACAUACACACACACACCCUUAUAUUGUUAUAUACAAAAACCAAACAUAGUUUAUAGUUUAUAUACAUGUUUUCUUAAACUCAGUUUUGCAACCAAAACAAAAUUGUACUAAAUAGUUCUAAGUAAUUGAGACUAGAUAUGGUAUGAUUAGUAUAUGAUUGUGUUGCAUUUUGUUAUCUUGUGAGAGAGAGAAAAAAAUGAAGAGAAUGGAGAAUAAUGAUGAUGCUGUUGUUGACAUUAACAAUGAAAAUAACUGGUUGGGUUUUUCUUUGUCACCUCAAAUGAAUAAUGUUGGUGUUCCUUCACAUACUCAUCAUUCACAAUCUUCUGCUUCUGAUGUUUCUGAGGUUGUUCCAUUUCCUUCAAGCUUUUACCAUUCUGCCCCUCUUGGUAACUAUUGUUUCUCUUAUGGACUUGAACAUGAAAAUGUUGGUUUGUAUUCAUUGCUUCCCAUUAUGCCCCUCAAAUCUGAUGGAUCUCUCUAUGAAAUGGAGCAUCAUCUUAGCAAGUCACAGACACAAGCAAUGGUAACUACUUCAGCACCAAAACUAGAGAAUUUCUUAGGUAGUGAAGCUAUGGGGACCCAACAUUAUGCAUGUAGUAGUACUACUGUCACAGAAACAAUGCCUUUGAGCUUAGACAGCAUGUUCCAAAACCAAGUUCAAAACAUGAACAACCAACAACAACAACAACAACAACAACAGCAACAAUUUUCAUCAUAUUACUCAACUUUGAGGAACCAUGAGAUGAUGUUAGAAGGGUCAAAGCAAAGUCAAACUUCAACUGGAAAUUUUCAUGUUUCAAACAUGGGUGAGGAUCAUAGACUUGGUGGUUUAAAGAAUUGGGUUUUGAGGAAUUAUCCGGCUAGUCAUGGACUUGAUCAGUCGAAGAUGAUUGUUCCGGUUGGUGCGGAGGAUAAUGAAGGUGAAUCGGGUUCUAAUAUCGGUUCAAUGGCUUAUGGUGACUUGCAUUCUUUGAGCUUGUCGAUGAGCCCGAGCUCGCAGUCUAGCUGUGUUACAACUUCACAUGUUGUUGUUGAAAAUUCUGUUGCAAUGGAUACAAAGAAAAGAGGAAGUGAAAAGUUUGAGCAAAAGCAAAUUGUUCAUAGAAAAUCUAUUGAUACUUUUGGUCAAAGAACAUCUCAAUAUAGAGGUGUAACAAGGCAUCGAUGGACCGGGAGAUAUGAAGCUCAUCUAUGGGACAAUAGUUGCAAGAAAGAAGGCCAAAGCCGAAAAGGAAGACAAGUUUAUCUUGGUGGUUAUGAUAUGGAAGAAAAAGCUGCUAGAGCUUAUGAUCAAGCAGCACUCAAGUAUUGGGGACCAUCCACUCACAUAAACUUCCCUUUGGAAGAUUAUCAAAAUCAACUUGAGGAAAUGAAGAACAUGACAAGACAAGAAUAUGUUGCUCAUUUAAGAAGAAAAAGCAGUGGCUUCUCAAGAGGUGCUUCUAUGUAUAGAGGAGUAACAAGACACCAUCAACAUGGAAGAUGGCAAGCUAGAAUUGGUAGGGUGGCUGGUAACAAAGAUCUAUAUCUUGGAACCUUCAGUACUCAAGAGGAAGCGGCUGAGGCCUACGACAUAGCUGCGAUAAAAUUCAGAGGAGCUAAUGCAGUAACCAACUUCGAUAUAAUAAAAUAUGAUGUUGAAAAGAUCAUGGCAAGUAGUAACCUUCUAAGCAUUGAACUAGCUAGAAGGAACAAAGAGGUAGUAGAUAUUACUACAACUCAAUACAUUGAUCCUCUCAACAACACUACUCAAGAAGCCAUGCAGAAGAAUAUGAUUCUGUAUCAAUCCUCUCAACAACAACAACAGCUUCAACAGAAUCAACCAAGAAUCGAGAACGAAAGGACUCAUCAAUCAUUUUCCUCGGUGUCUUUGGAUAACAUGUUUCAUCAAGAAGUAGCCGAUGAAGCAAACAAGAUGAGAACACAUUUGUCGAAUGCUUCUUCGUUGGCCACGAGCUUGAGUAGCUCAAGAGAAGGUAGCCCUGAUAGGUCAAGCUUGCAGAAUCUCUCAGGAAUGCCUUCAACAUCAUCAAAACUAUUGGUUACUACUGCUUCAAAUAGUAAUAUGAAUUCUUGGGACCCUUCUCAACAUCAUCUUAGGCCUGCUCUUUCUUUGCCUCAGAUGCCAGUUUUUGCUGCUUGGACUGAUGCAUAGUCCCUUUCGAUUUUUUGUUUUGUUGCAUGGAGGAACAGUAUGAAUCAAAUUAGGAUGGUUGGAGCUAGUUGAAUUGUUUAAACUUUUUUGAUAUAGAAAAGUUUAGAUAAGUUAAUUUUCA
Messenger RNA from Vicia villosa (hairy vetch), 2498 nucleotides. Its product is annotated as AP2-like ethylene-responsive transcription factor ANT. NCBI's taxonomy places the organism in Eukaryota, Viridiplantae, Streptophyta, Magnoliopsida, Fabales, Fabaceae. Gene Ontology annotation, molecular function: DNA-binding transcription factor activity; DNA binding. The transcript has 9 exons. Bases 416 to 2377 code for a protein of 653 amino acids. Gene Ontology annotation, biological process: regulation of DNA-templated transcription. The record is from RefSeq and is a predicted model, not a curated record.